Cryptomeria japonica (Japanese cedar) is the source of this 1491-nucleotide messenger RNA. RefSeq names its product probable LRR receptor-like serine/threonine-protein kinase At3g47570. The record is from RefSeq and is a predicted model, not a curated record. Lineage: Eukaryota; Viridiplantae; Streptophyta; Pinopsida; Cupressales; Cupressaceae. Bases 137 to 1471 code for a protein of 444 amino acids. Gene Ontology annotation, molecular function: ATP binding; protein binding; protein kinase activity. The transcript is spliced from 2 exons. Gene Ontology annotation, biological process: protein phosphorylation.
CCUUUACUCCUUGGACCUGUCAAACAACAAAUUAACAGGACAAAUUCCAGAGGCUCUAGUGUAUCUGAGUGGCCUUUACUCCUUGGACCUGUCAAACAACAAAUUAACAGGACAAAUUCCAGAGCCUCUAGGGAGUAUGAAUGAGCUUUACUGGUUGGACCUGUCAAACAACAAGUUAACAGGACAAAUUCCAGAGUGUGUAAAACAAAUCUCUUAUUUGGACCUAUCAAACAAUGAAUUAGAAGAAGCCGCUCCAACAGGAAAAAAACAUUCCACGGCCCUAGUAAAAGUAGCCAUUCCAACAGGAAAAAGCCAUUCCACAGUCGUAAUAAAAGUAUUGGGAGCAGUAGCUGUUGUUGCCGUUUUUAUAGUUUGUUUUCUAGUAUUCGGAGUUCUGUGGAUCAGGAACUUGCAUAAUAGAGAAGAAUUUAAACAAACAUUUCGCAAAAUCCUUCAAAAGGUGGAGCAUCCACGCAUCGCGCAUGAGGAGCUUCUUGCAGCAACCAAUAGAUUUCACAACUCCAAUCUACUAUCAACAAAUAGCUUUGGAUCAGUGUACAAGGGAUUUUUGGCUGAUGGUACUCGUGUUGCCGUUAAGGUUCUCAAUUUAAUGCAUGAGCAAUCGCACAAGAUUUUCAGAGCAGAAUGUAAAGUGUUGCAGAAGGCUCGACACCGAAAUCUUGCUAGAAUCAUAACCACAUGUUCUACCAUUCACAUCAAAGCUUUAAUCUUUGAGUAUUUUUCUAAUGGAAGCUUGGAGAAGUAUUUGUAUCAAAGCAGUUGUAGAAUGGGAUUGAGAACACUGCUGAACAUAGCUAUAGAUGUAGCCCAUGCUGUGGAAUAUCUUCACUAUGAUUGCUUCGUGCAGAUAGUGCAUUGUGACAUAAAACCAAGCAAUGUUCUUUUAGAUGAAAGCAUGACAGCUCAUCUUUCAGAUUUUGGAAUAUCCAGAUUAAUGGGAAGAAUCACGGCCAAUUCAGUAACUUCAACAAUAGAUUUAAAAGGCUCAGUGGGCUACAUCGCACCAGAAUAUGGAUUGAAUGGCAUGAUGUCUCCUCGGGGAGAUGUUUUUAGCUAUGGUAUUUUGUUAUUGGAAAUGCUGACAAGGAGGCGGCCAACUGAUGAUAUGUUUGAUGGUGAUCUGAGCCUGCAUAGCUGGGUGAAAAGGGCAUUUCCAGAGAGGGUUGCUGAGGUAGUUGAUACAAGCUUGUUAAUGGAAGGGGCUAGCAAAGAAACGGAAGAAUGUCUGAUUUCAUUGAUGCGUCUUGGUUUGCUGUGUUCAAGUGAUUCCCCUGAAGCUCGGCCCACUAUGAGAGAUGUGUCCAGUCUAUUGAAGAACAUUCAACAGGAUUUCAACCCAGACACUUCUUCUUCCAUUAAAUUAAAGCCCACCAUAUCCAAUUUAGUUUGUGACAGAGGUGCAAUAACUAUUUGUGAGGAGGCAUCAGAUACCCAAAGCUCCACAUUUUAGUAGCUUUCACAUUUUAAUAG